AUGACAUCGCUAAAGUCACUACACCGAAAAAUAUCCGUGGUAUAUACAGUAAAAAAACAAUCACGUCCUCGUUUCCCGAAGAUGACUAAUGGAAUCAUUUUACCACCAAAUAAAUGGGUGUUACAUGAUCCUUUUUUGAUUUGUACCGAAGAUUGGUUUCAUUAUCCAGGAGGUUUCGAUUUUCAUCCGCAUCGCGGGUUUGAGAUCAUUACACUAGUUUUCGACGGGUUAUUGAGGCACCAGGAUUCUAAGGGAAAUUGUGGCGUGAUUGGUCCAAGUCGCGGUCUAUUACACAGAGAAGUCCCAGCAAACAAGGAAACUCAAAUCCAUUUAAUGCAAUUAUGGCUCAACUUGCCCAAAUCUAACAAGUUUGACGAAGCAACCUAUCAAGACUUGUCCAGUGACAAAAUUCCAACGCGUAUCAUAAAAUCACUAAAUGGUGAAGAAACUUUAGCAAAGAUCCGAGUAAUAUCGGGCAAAUCUGGUGACAUUACCGGUCCAGCUAAAAAUGUCGUACCAAUAAAAGCACUCGAUAUCACAAUAAAAAAGCAAGGAUUCACACUGGAAGAAGAUAUUCCAUCUAAUUAUAAUAUGUUUGCUUUUGUCUUGGAAGGAAGAGGAACAUUUGGAUUCAAUGAGCAAAUACUCGGAGGUGGCAAUGUUUUGAUUAGCCCUCCGGUCUUGGAUGACGAGAAUACUGCUUCAGUACUACCUAUACGAAACGAUUCUGAAGAGGAUUUGAGGGUUUUUUUGUUUUCUGGCAAACAGAUCAAAGAACCAGUGGUUCAACAUGGCCCAUUUGUAGGCAAUGAAUGGGGUGAUAUACUGAAAGCAAAGCAGGAUUUCGUUUUAGGAAAAUUCGCUGGUCUUUAG
This is a messenger RNA of Ambispora gerdemannii, 873 nucleotides long. The record is from the annotation of a GenBank genome assembly. NCBI's taxonomy places the organism in Eukaryota, Fungi, Glomeromycota, Glomeromycetes, Archaeosporales, Ambisporaceae.